Molecule: messenger RNA, 1194 nt
Organism: Plasmopara halstedii
Lineage: Eukaryota; Oomycota; Peronosporomycetes; Peronosporales; Peronosporaceae
Product: glycoside hydrolase family 17-like protein
Exons: 1
Coding region: 1-1194 (397 amino acids)
Biological process (GO): carbohydrate metabolic process
Molecular function (GO): hydrolase activity, hydrolyzing O-glycosyl compounds
Source: RefSeq, a predicted model, not a curated record
AUGGCUAAGCGAGUUCUGACGGCCGCAAUCACACUACGUACUAUCAUAGCGGAUCCACUUGCCUUUGGAAUUUGCUAUGCGCCAUGGCAUCAUGCUAAUGUCAAUCCUGACGUCGUUGGGAAAGACUUUAGUCAAAUUAAGCAAUAUUUCUCCAGUGUUCGAACGUUUCAAUCUCUUUUUGGUGGCGUGAACGUAAUCAACGCAGCUGCUGCAGCAGGAAUUAAAGUAGCUGUUGGAGUGCAACUUACAGAUCCAGCACUGAUUGAUGCUGAGAUUCAGGCUGUAUGCGAAGGGUUUAAAGCUAAUCCUGGCGCUGUUGAAGCUGUAUACGUGGGGAACGAGAAUCUUAAAAACAAAGAUUUCGGGACAUUCACUGCGAAUCAACUUAUUGAGUUUAUUACACGUGUUAAAGCAUGCGUCGGCUCAACCCCAGUUGGAUCAGUACAACGUAUUAAUGAGUGGCUUUCGGCUGAAGGAGCGUCUGCGCUCUCUGCAGUGUGUGAUCAUAUUGGUGUCAAUAUUUAUCCGUUCUUUACGAAUGGUCAACAAAAGGCUGUGGAGAAAUUGCAGACACAAUGGGAGCAAGUCGCUGCCAAAUAUGAUUCAUCGAAGCUACACGUGACUGAGACAGGAUGGCCGACACAAGGGGAGAAUUACGGUGCGAAUGCUCCAUCAAAAGACGGGAUGCAGCAGUAUUUUAAUGAUUAUGUGAUGUGGUCCAAGAAUGUUCCAAGGAGCUACUGGUUUAUGAUGUACGACACGACUAAGAGUUACACAGGCGCUGAGUAUGAGAAACACUUUGGCAUGUUUACUUGCGAUGGCAAUCAAAAAUUAACGAUUCCAAGCGGCAAUGGUGUACCGAGUACAACGAGUCCGCCACCAUCACCAAAUCCACAACCAGGAGCUACACCACCUGGCGUGAGCCCAUCUGUUACUCCUAGCUUAGAUUUUAAGCAAGAUAAAGUUGGUAAUGAUGCUGGAACUGUCACUCCAUACCUUGGUACCUGUACGCAAGUAGUAUCAUCUGGAGACGCUGCAGUUGGAAUUAAAAUUGUCACGGACACCAGCUGUGCAAAUGGAGGAGGCGCGGGAUGCAUUGGCGACGUGUGUCGAUUCUGCCAAGAAAGACCCACAGAGCAGAGUUCGAAAUUUAUCACGUGCACGGAGAUUGAAGGAAAAAAAAGGCUGCGUUAA